Molecule: messenger RNA, 975 nt
Organism: Culicoides brevitarsis
Lineage: Eukaryota; Metazoa; Arthropoda; Insecta; Diptera; Ceratopogonidae
Gene: gt
Product: protein giant
Exons: 2
Coding region: 1-975 (324 amino acids)
Biological process (GO): regulation of transcription by RNA polymerase II
Cellular component (GO): nucleus
Molecular function (GO): RNA polymerase II cis-regulatory region sequence-specific DNA binding; DNA-binding transcription factor activity, RNA polymerase II-specific
Source: RefSeq, a predicted model, not a curated record
AUGGAAAUUCGUCGGCCAUACAUGGACAUUGGCGUUAAAGCAGAAGUACUUGACUUGUCUAAGCGAAGAGAUUCGGUGGAGACCAGAAAUACACCAUCUCCUUAUAAUACAUCCAAAAGCACUGAUGACUCACCAAAUGCUCGCAAUCAUUCAGAAUGCAACUCCAGUGAUUACACUCACACCGAUAUCAUGACUGAGAGACUUUCAAUGGACGUGUCUUACAAUCAUUUUCCCAAUAUUAUCGGAAGAUCAAGGAGUCCCGGUUUCAAUAGAUCUCUCUCGCCAGUAAGGGAAACCAAUGCACAAAAUAUUCUCCCUAUUCCAAACAUCUACUCAGCAGCUCAAAUAAAUCCUUUCCUCUUACAAUCAGCAGUUCUCCAAAAAGACCUCAUUCAAGCCAAAAACUUUAAAAAUAUAUUCGAGACAAAUCCAAACUUACUGUUGAGCGAGCCAACUUCCUUGGCUGCAAACAUCAAACACACGCGUCCUUUCAAAGCAUAUCCAACAUCCUCGGUUUACGAUAACGACUCAGCCAAUAAGUAUGCCAUGUUUCGUAACCAAAUUCUGGGACAAAUAUCUGCAAACGGAAGUCGCGUUACAAGCACGAAAAGAACAAGAUCAAACUCUCGAUCAAGCGUUGAGUCUCAUCCUUCGGUCGAAGGAUCUCCACACAUUGACACCACCAACACAAACACAUCCAACUCAGCCAAAGCGAAGGAACAGAAUAUUAGCAACAACAACAACAAUAAUGUGGUUAGUAACAGCUCAAGUGUGUCGGACAAGGAUGAGUCUUAUCGUGAAAGACGACGAAAAAAUAAUGCAGCUGCAAAGAAAUCGCGUGAUCGCAGAAGAUUCAAAGAGGAUGAAAUAGCUAUUCGAGCUGCCUUCUUGGAGAGAGAGAAUUUGGAAUUAAAAUUCGAAAAUGCUGCAUUAAGAAAGCAAUUGGCAUUUUAUGAAGCAGCUACAACAUCGUAA